AGCAACUUUUGUAACGAGCCCCCAUAAUACAGUCGGUAGUAGCAGUUGUAAUGACCGCAUUAUUGAGGAAAUACGUUACGUCCUGAUGCGACCGAAAUAUAUCUGUUGCAAAAUAAUGCUGAGCACAACGAUUAAGUAGUCCGCUCGAGGCGAGUGCGCGCUCUCGCCGUCUUGUAGCUCUUACUGGUCGGUUCGCCUUAGAGACAGUCGGUUUGCUCGGUCUGUCCGGUCAUCUCGCGGCGGAUGGCGGAAGCCGCGUUUUUAGCUGGUAGGCUCGCUUGCGAUAUACAAGUUUAGAAGUAUACUUGUAUACUGGAAAGUCAACUGCUUAUUGUGUAUACUCAAGUUUUUCGUGGUCAAGUUCCAGUGCAGGAAGCAGCACCAGAGGAAGGAAGUGGUCCGUGGACUGAAUCAAAGUUUUAUUUCAUGCGCUAUCUUCUACUCCACCAAGAAAUACAAGUAAUUCGGAAAACAGACACAAGCAAUAUGGAGACAUUUGGGUCAUUGUUUCCAACUGGCCUGAAUUUUGCAGUGGGUUUAAUUGUUUUCUUCAAUGUGGCGCAUCAGAAUAGUGUUGUUAUUGCACAGCUAUCAGGCAGCCUAGAGACAUGUGAUGCUGAAGGCGAAUCUAUCAUCAGUCCUCAAAUAGCCAAUAUGAAAUGUUUCAACUGUACCUGUAAGAGUGGCAUGGUUGAAUGUGUCAAAAAAAAUUGUCCCAAAAUUGAAGGUUGUUAUAGGCUUCAAGAAUUACAAACCGACGAAUGUUGCCAAAAAUGCAAAGGUUGCAUGAAAAAUGGUUUGUACUAUGAGUCGGGCACCGAGUGGACUGAGCCGAACAGACCAUGUAGAUCAUUGACGUGUAUUGCAGGCGUUAUCACCGAAUCAUCUAUUCGUUGUUACACUCCUUGCUCAGACCCAGUGCCACCUGCGCUCGGACAAUGUUGUCCUACAUGUCCAAACUGCCGUUUCAAGGGGAAAAUAAUAACUAAAGAAACAAGUGUUAUGCCCAAACAUGAUCCCUGUAUUCUCUGUGACUGUACUUCUGGCAAACUGAAAUGUGUGAAAAAGACAUGUCCAGUUCUUAAUUGUCCGGAAUCGAAAAUCUUUCACAGCUUUGAAGGCUGUUGUCCGCAAUGUCAAGGUACCGGUACGUACUUGGACCCGCCCAAAGGAGCCUGCUUGCUGGGUCUGAAGUUACAUCAAUCUGGAACGCAAUUUACUGUGGACGAUUGCACGCACUGCAGCUGUGAAAAUUCAACAGCAUUUUGCCAAAGAGAAAGCUGUCCUAUAUUGAGUUGCAAACGAGAGCAGCAGAAAACUUGGCCGGGUCAGUGUUGUCCCCAAUGCAUAGGUAGCGACAAUGGGUUCAACAUAGAAAUAGAUAAUAAAACUCAAGAACUCGACGAUCAAAGUUAUCAAAAUCAUAAAACAGAAAUAGACGAAACAGGGAAUAACACUGAAGAAGUCGAUGAUCAAAGUCAUAAAACCAAAACGGAUGAAGCAUGGGAUAAACCUGAAGAAGUCGACAAUCAGAGUUAUCAAAAUCAUAAGAUAGAAAAGACUUGCGUACACGAUGGCACAAUAUAUAAGGAUGGCGAAACCUGGAAUACAGAAACGUGUGAGACUUGUACAUGUAAAAAUGGAAGAAUCAAUUGUUCAGCACUAACGUGUCCAGCUAUUCGGUGUCCGCAAAAUUCAAUUUUAGUAAUACCAGAGGGAGAGUGUUGUCCGAUAUGUGAGGAGCGGGAAAGCAAGGGCGUUUGCACAGUGUUUGGUGGCUCGCACGUUCGCACAUUUGAUGGAAAGCUGUAUGCUUUCAUAGGUUCAUGCAAAUAUCAAUUAGCCAGUGAUUGCGACAGCGGGACGUUCAAUAUUCGACUUAAAAAUACCGUGGUAGGCAAUGACGUUUCGAUAAAGAGAGUAUCGUUGAGACUGGGCAAAACAAAAGUUGAUCUUCAGCAAAACAAAAACACCAAAGUAAACGAUCAAGUUGUGGAUGUGCCAUAUCGACAAAAAGACAAAUUAGAAUUAAAAGAGGUCGAUGAUACUAUUGUCGUAACAUCAAAAAUCGGAGUAAAGAUUUUGUGGAACUACGUUGGAUUCGUUGAAGUCAGUAUACCGAAGAGUUAUCAAAAAAAAGUUUGUGGCUUGUGCGGCGACUUUAACGCUAUAGCCGAAAAUGAUUUAACUACGCGAGAAGGUAUUUUGGUUGACGAUCCUGCUAUUUUUGCGCAAUCAUGGACCUCAGGAGAGGAAGUUUGUUUGGACACUAGAAAAUAUGGAAUAAGAGGCUGCAAUCCACGUAAGGAUCAAAGGUUGUGUAGUUAUAUCAAAGGAUCAGCAUUUGAAAAAUGUUUGAAAAAGGUCAACGUAACAUCUUACUAUGAAAAAUGUUUAAAAGACAUGUGCGAGUGUCCGCCUGAUGAUCUGCAAUGCCACUGUGAAUCCUUUUACAGUUAUGUUCGCGAUUGUGAAAGACUAGGAAUACUGCUUCCAAAGUGGCGAAAAUCUGUUGGAUGCGUUUCAGAUGAGCCCUAGCGGUUGCUGCUGUCGAUGAUGUUAGGCGCAUCGUCUGCAAGAAACGCUGCGACCCAAGAGUUCCCACGAGUUCCGGCUGUAAUAAAGAAUUACGCUUACAACCAAACUUGAUUAUUUUUUGUAGAUCAGAGCGAAAUGAGUUCGUUGAAGGUCACGUUCGUCGUAUACAGCCUUGUCUUACUGGUUUGGGUCGUAUGUGAGAUAUUCUUCUUCCAUUUAAUAUGGAGCACAAUCGAAACGAAAAAGCCUCAUUUAAUUGGGAAUACAGCUACUGCUCAUCGAUGUCGACGCGGGGGCUGCACGACGAGCUAUUCUCAUGAGCUUUGUGCUACUGCUAUUCAAGUGACAGCUCGCUCAAGGUAUUCUUGUUUUUGUCAAGCAUAAUAUAUGAUUGUCAUCACGAUAAGCAAGUGCAAACUUAUUUGUUUUUGUCAUACAACAUGAGUACUUAGAGGGCUAAAGAGUGACAGCCGACUAAGAAUCAAGUUUGCAGCGGCUUUUGAGCUCCAGCUGUGAAUUCUAGCACAGACUCUAGCACAGCAAGAAUUAUGCCUUGGUAAAAAUUGAUCUAAUAGUGUAGGUUUGCGAAAUCCAAGCAUACUCGCAGUUAUCCUCAGACGUGAUGAACCCUCAGCUACGUCGGCAGUGAGGUGACCAGUCGAACCAGCUACACUGAUACUGGCUGGAAUGGAAAUUAUCAUAAAAUGUUAACACCAAAGUAGCAAUUCAUCUUCGUAUACUCCUUACUUGUUAAACAAAAACACUUAUGAUAUAUUAAUUUAGCAUACAGUAACCGUGAAACCGAUCCUGCCUGGGAUAAAGAAUAUACAAAAGUAAUACAAUUUCAUUGACUUUUAUUUGAGGUAAAAUAAACAAUUAUAUACAA
Molecule: messenger RNA, 3424 nt
Organism: Nasonia vitripennis (jewel wasp)
Lineage: Eukaryota; Metazoa; Arthropoda; Insecta; Hymenoptera; Pteromalidae
Product: kielin/chordin-like protein
Exons: 11
Coding region: 427-2538 (703 amino acids)
Molecular function (GO): protein binding
Source: RefSeq, a predicted model, not a curated record